CUCCUCCUCCUCCUCCUCUCAGCCGCUACUGCAGCCGCAGAGCCCGGUGCCUCCCGGAUCCAUGAAGAAAGCCCCCCUGCACGGCACCUCCCCCGCCGCGAUGGGCCGCGAGCUAAUAACCACCGCGCUGAUGUGUUGAUACCGAGAUAUUUCCAGCUCUCAAAUAUGAAUCAUGCGUUUGAUAUCUGUGGCCACUUUGCUCGUCAGCGUCCUCUCGCCCUGGCUCCGUCCAUCCGCAGCUUCAUACGAUUCUCAAGGAGUAGAGGACAAGGUUGAGAGGGACGCAGUGCCAGCCCUGCUGAAGCAACAGGCAACUGCAGCACCUGCUACAGACAACACAACACGCCAUGCAGCAGAGCAUGUGAUCACCUACCCCUCGCGCCUGAUCUACUACCUGAACGAGGACUCGGAGAGCACCUACCAUGACCUGAACACCCGGACCAGGAACCAAGCCUCGGAGGGCCAGGCAGUCCAUCUCGCCCAAGUCAGCUUCCAGUUGGAAGCGUUCGGCUCCAGAUUUGUUCUGGAUCUGGCAUUGAACAAUGACUUGCUGUCUUCAGAUUAUGUGGAGAUCCACUAUGAAGGAGGGAAACCCGUUCUGUCAAAGGGCGGAGAGCACUGCUACUACCACGGCCAGGUGAGGGGGAACGAGAACUCCCACGCGGCCCUAUCCACCUGCAACGGGCUGCACGGGAUGUUUGACGAUGGAGUCCAUGUGUAUCUAAUUGAGCCCUUACUACAGACUCAUUCAAUUGAUACGGCUGCAAGGCCUCAUAAACUAAGGAGGACGGCCUCCCUUCCGUGGAGCCAUGAUUCAGAGGAAGAGGUGGAGGAGGAGCAGCUCUUCUCAGAGCUGGAUGAAUUAUCCUGGCUGAAGCGCAGGAAAAAGCGAGCAAUGCCUCGCAGCGUGUUUGAAGAGAUGAAGUAUUUGGAAGUCAUGAUUGUCAGUGACCACAGCAUGUAUAAACGACACAAGAGCAAGCAGCAUACAAGGAAUUUUGCCAAGUCAGCAGUGAAUAUUGUGGAUGGUAUCUUCAAAGAGCACCUGCACACACGCGUGGUGCUGGUUGCCGUGGAGAUCUGGACGGACAAGGAUCACAUCCCCAUCAGCGUGAGGCCGCAGGAGAUGCUGCGAGAUUUCUCCAAGUACCGGCAGCAGAGCAUCAAGCACCACGCCGACUCCGUGCAGCUUCUGUCAAAUGUGACCUUCCACUACCGCAGGAGCAGCACUGCGUACUUCGGAGGCAUGUGCUCUGUGAGCCGUGGCGUCGGGGUCAACGAGUACGGCACCACCGCGUCCAUGGCGGGAUCUCUGUCUCAGAGCCUGGCGCAGAACCUGGGCAUCCAGUGGGACCCGGCAUCCAAGAGAAAGGAGUGUGGAUGUGCAAGCCUGUGGGCUGGAUGCAUCAUGGAGGACAAUGGGGUCCAACACCCGCAGAGAUUCUCCAAAUGCAGCAUCACAGAUUACAAGGAGUUCCUGUUGAAAGGCGGCGGCUCGUGUCUGUUCAACAGGCCCACCAAGCUGUUCAAUGAGGCGGAGUGUGGGAAUGGAUUCGUUGAGGUGGGAGAGGAGUGCGACUGCGGAGCCAGAGCGGACUGCUACAAGGAGUGCUGCAAGAAGUGCUCCCUGGCCAACGGGGCGCACUGCAGCGACGGGCCGUGCUGCAAUAACACAUGUCUGUUCUAUCCUCGAGGUUACAGCUGCCGCUACGCCGUGAACGACUGUGACAUCUCGGAGACCUGCUCCGGGGACUCUGGACAGUGCCCUCCCAACCUCCACAAGCAGGACGGUUACUACUGUCAGGUCAACAAGGGCCGCUGCUACAGUGGAGAGUGCAAAACCAGAGAGAACCAGUGCAAAUACAUCUGGGGGUCGAAGGCUGGAGGAUCAGAGAAGUUCUGCUACGAGAAGCUGAACACAGAAGGCACGGAGAAGGGCAACUGUGGGAAGGAUGGAGACAAAUGGGUCCAGUGUAGUAAACAUGACGUGUUCUGUGGUUACCUUCUCUGCACCAACAUCGGGCGUGUCCCGCGCAUCGGAACCAUGAAGGGAGACGUCACGCCCACCUCCUUCAAUCACCAGGGCAACGUGAUACAGUGCACUGGUGCCCAUGUCCUUUUGGAUGAUGACACUGAUUUAGGCUACGUGGAGGACGGGACCCCCUGCGGGCCGUCAAUGAUGUGCCUUGACCGGAAGUGUCUGCCCAUCCAGUUGCUCAACAUGAGCACCUGCCCCAGCGGACCUAACGGACAGGUGUGCUCUGCCCACGGGGUGUGCAACAAUGAAGCCACGUGCACCUGUGACUCCACCUGGGCAGGGACAGACUGUAGCAUGCCUGACCCGCCUAAAGAGCCUGAGGCAGCUCAGGAAGAGGAACCCAAGGGUCCUAGUGCCACCAAUCUAAUAAUAGGCUCCAUCGCCGGAGCCAUCCUUGUGGCUGCCAUAGUGCUGGGGGGGACUGGAUGGGGCUUUAAAAAUGUGAAGAAGCGGCGAUACGACCCCAACGCCACAGCCAUUUAACCCAAGGAGAGAUGGCAAUCAGAGGCAGGACCCCUCCAAGGCUUCCGUAGAUGGCUACCUGACAACUGGACUGCACUUACUGCUGCUGAUCUUUGGCAUUAGUUUUACUUGAAAAAGACAUAGUGGACAUUUUAACAAAUUCCCAUCAUAGUGACAUUAUAAACGCAGCCUUCUCGACUUCAUCUCACCCAUGUAACGACCACUCCCGACCCUCCGACCUGAUCUGCGGAGUGACGGAGCCCCUCUUCCAUCCUCCAGUGCCAGUGCACAGGCGUCCAGGCAGAAACCACACCACUCUCUCACCUGGCAUGAUUAAUCCACACAAAGCGUGCUGCUUGCUGGCGUCCUGGCAUGAAGGGCCCUCUCUGCAGGGCUCGCAUGGCUACCAAAGCUACAAAUAUAACGCAAAAAAAAAAAAAAAACAAAAACAACAAAAAAAGAAACAUACUGACAGAAAAAAAAUAAAGGAUUUAUCCAGUGCAGGAGAAAACCUGGUUAAAAACCAAGCCCAGUGGAAAGCUGGUUAAAGCUUCAAUAUUCAAUGUUUAGGUGCUGCAGAAGAUAAUGAGGCUGCAUGUGGGGGACCCUGAAGGGCCGUGUGGACCUCAGAACAAACACACACACACACAGACACACACAAAACACACAAAACUGUACAUAAAUAAGAACUUCAGGUUUGGGAUAAACGGCAUCCUCGACAACGACUCCAGUUGCUUUUAUUUAUAUAUUAAUUUUUUUUUAUCUUAGUAUAUUGCAUAGCAGGUGUUUUUGGCAACGUUAUAAUAAGAAACAUUAAUAACUGCAGUUAUAAUUUGGGCCGUGAUUGAAGCACGUCGGUCCUAGAGAGGCUCGGACGUUAGAUGCCCCCCCCCCCCCCCCACCCCCCCACCCCCUCCCACCUGAAGUAUCUUCAACAGAGACUCAAAAGCCAAAGAACCAAUCACCUGAACAUAUGGAUGUUGUUGCACGCAGAGCACUUUCCCCCCUCUGUCUGCGGCCAGUGGUGCCUCUUGUGCUGCUGAGGACAUGGAGGUCUGUCCGUGCAGACUCUCACCUGUCCAGCCAGGUCUCACCUGACCGUCCUCAUUAACACCCACUAUACUGGCUUAGCCUGUUGCUCUCAUAAACUCUUAAUAGAAAGCAAUUUCAGCUCUCCUGGUAACGCUGCAUGCAAUCACUAUAGUGGGCUUAAAAUUCUAUAUGGGAGUCCCCAAAAUCCGCAAAAAAAAAAAAAACAAAAAACAAAAAAAAA
Salarias fasciatus (jewelled blenny) is the source of this 3773-nucleotide messenger RNA. RefSeq names its product ADAM metallopeptidase domain 23b (gene adam23b). NCBI's taxonomy places the organism in Eukaryota, Metazoa, Chordata, Actinopteri, Blenniiformes, Blenniidae. The coding region runs from base 173 to 2521 and encodes 782 amino acids. Gene Ontology annotation, molecular function: metalloendopeptidase activity. The record is from RefSeq and is a predicted model, not a curated record. The transcript is spliced from 26 exons. Gene Ontology annotation, cellular component: presynaptic membrane. Gene Ontology annotation, biological process: proteolysis.